AUGUCUACUCGACAUGAAACGUUCCACAGAGAACCAUCAAUACCUAGCAUUUACUAUACCAAGUAUACGCUACGAAACCAAAAACCAAAAACCAUCGAAAAGGCCACCUGGAAUACUACUUCAUACAAACCAGAUGGCAACGACCUCGACUCGAUUCCUGCAAUACCAAUCACGCAACGUCCUGUCACAACAUCUCUACUCGACAUGAAACGUUCCACAGAGAACCAUCGAUACCUAGCAUCUACUAUACCAAGUAUACGCUACGAAACCAAAACCAUCGAAAAGGCCACCUGGAAUACCACUUCAUACAAACCAGAUGGCAACGACCUCGACUCGACCCCUACAAUCCCAAUCAUGCAACGUCCUGUCACAACAUGUCUUGAAUAUGAAACUUUCCACAGAGAAAUCAACGACUCUGUCUCGAUAACCGCACCCAAAACCAUCAUGGCUAUCGAAAAACACCUACCAUAUCACGUCGAUCUGACUGAUACACAAACCAUACGAACGUACUACCUUCAGUACGUACCAACUAUACAAUUACAAUCAACAAAGCCACUUUUCAAUCGAAUAUACCAUCUGGAAUAUCACCUCAUACACCAGAUGACAACAAUCUCGACACUUGCAAUCACAAUCACGCAACGUCUUAUCACAACAUGUCUACUCGACAUGCAACGUUCCACAGAGAACCUCGAUACUGCAAUCAAAACAAUCAUGCACUAUCGGAAAGCUUCAACAGCUACCAAUCACGUCGAUCAGACUACUACGAAAGCACAAAAACCCGCUUUACAGUCUACAUCGACCAGCUCAUCUCGCGGCAGUAGAACCCAGAUGACGCCAACAAUCAAGAAAGAGGAGGAAUCAAAGAUGCAACCCACCUACGUCAGAGACACCUAG
Molecule: messenger RNA, 894 nt
Organism: Morchella sextelata
Lineage: Eukaryota; Fungi; Ascomycota; Pezizomycetes; Pezizales; Morchellaceae
Exons: 1
Coding region: 1-894 (297 amino acids)
Source: RefSeq, a predicted model, not a curated record